Messenger RNA from Saprolegnia diclina VS20, 1142 nucleotides. RefSeq lists its product as hypothetical. The record is from RefSeq and is a predicted model, not a curated record. The transcript has 10 exons. Bases 64 to 1086 code for a protein of 340 amino acids. NCBI's taxonomy places the organism in Eukaryota, Oomycota, Saprolegniomycetes, Saprolegniales, Saprolegniaceae. Gene Ontology annotation, cellular component: membrane.
CCGGCUGGUUGAAGCUGAAGGGCAAACUCGGCACCGGAUCUAUUUUUAGAUCGACCUGAUUGCAUGCUCUGCGAAGACCUCUUUGCCAAGCGCGUGGUCACGGUCGGCGUCAAGGUCGGCUGUCUCCUCCUCGGUGUCCUUGCGGUCCUUCUCUUCUUCCUCGGCAUCGGGCUCAUUGUCUCGCACCACACGCAGCUCGCGCUCGGGUCCCAAAUUGGCAGCUCUGGCGGCGCGCUCAUCUUCUUGGCGUGUCUGUACCCGAUUCCUGCUGCCGCGGGCUACUAUGGCGCCAAACACCACAACAAAUUCCUGCUGCUCAUGCAAGCGUUCGGGCUCGGCGGGCUCAUGAGCCUUCACUUUAUGAUUGGCGGCGCCAUCUACGGCACGACCGUCCCCUCGAUCUCGUACGACGAGCAAAACUACUGCCUCGUCAACAUCCACAUGCAAAACAACGUGACACGGGCCAAGUGCAUGACGUACUUCCAGAGCGACGACUAUGCUGGCCUGAGCCUCGCCUGGCAAACGUACUUUAACGAAAGCGUCGUCGACAACACGGCAGCCUCGGCGCUCGUCGAGCUGCAAGCAACCAGCUUUUGCUGCGGCCUCGGACCGCCGGCCAACUGCAUUCCCAACGAAAACCGGUUCCCAACCAAGUUUCCCGGACCUCCCAACGUUCCUCAAACAGUCUGCGUCAACUCCAAGAGCGUGAGCCAAUAUUACCCGAUAACGCCGCUCUGCUAUCGCAACCAAGCGUGCCCAUACGACCAUCCGAUCGGGAGCUGCGGCGUCACGGCGGUGUCGCCCGGCUCCAUCGGGUACGACGACGAUAGACCAUGUCAUUUCAUUGACACUACUAGUUGCGCUGCGGCCUUCCACCAGUACAUGGCGCGGCCGGUUAUGGUCAUCGGGGGCUCUGUCUUGGUCGCGACCUUGCUUUUGGUGCUAUGUCUCUGUACGACGCUCGUUUUGCUAUGGAAGCGCAAGGAUGAAGACACGCUGCCACCGGUCGGCUACGGCGGGUGGCGAGCAUCGGCCAAAGUCUACUUGGCCUCGGAUGUCCGCAAGCUGGAUCGCCUUGAUAUUUAAAUGGAUCGAUUGCUAAAUUAACUAGAGCACGAACCUAGUACCUAAUACGUCGGUAG